UGUGUGAUUUCAAUGAGGAUAAAUGAACUACUUUCGACAAGCAGAUACAAUAUGGAAUGGAAUGAUGUGAACAUGAGAUGGAAUGUGUCAGAUUAUGGGGGAGUGAGAGACCUCAGGAUCCCACCACACAGACUUUGGAAGCCUGACGUUCUCAUGUAUAACAGCGCGGACGAAGGGUUCGACGGCACUUAUCCGACGAACGUCGUUGUGAAGAACAAUGGGACCUGCUUAUACGUGCCGCCCGGCAUAUUCAAGAGCACUUGCAAGAUAGACAUUACCUGGUUCCCCUUUGACGAUCAACGCUGCGAGAUGAAAUUCGGCUCCUGGACGUACGACGGCUUUCAGUUGGACCUGCAACUGCAAGACGAAGCCGGAGGUGACAUCAGCAGUUUCAUCACUAACGGCGAGUGGGAUCUGUUAGGGGUGCCCGGUAAAAGAAACGAAAUUUAUUACAAUUGCUGCCCAGAACCGUAUAUAGAUAUAACGUUCGUGGUGAUCAUCAGAAGGCGGACUCUUUACUAUUUCUUCAACCUGAUCGUGCCGUGUGUCCUGAUUGCCAGCAUGGCCGUUCUGGGAUUCACCUUGCCACCCGAUUCCGGCGAGAAACUAUCUCUAGGGGUAACCAUCCUCUUGUCCCUCACUGUGUUCCUGAAUAUGGUGGCCGAGACAAUGCCAGCGACUUCGGACGCCGUGCCUCUGCUGGGAACGUACUUCAACUGUAUUAUGUUUAUGGUGGCCAGCAGUGUAGUCAGCACCAUUCUUAUUUUAAAUUAUCAUCAUCGGAAUGCUGACACUCACGAAAUGUCUGAAUGGGUGAAAGUGGUAUUCCUUUAUUGGCUGCCUUGUAUACUUCGUAUGUCACGACCAAGUGAUAAGGAGGAGAGGGAGGCGCAAAAAUCUCAAAAACCGUCUCCAGUCACCGGUGCCAGCAAGAGUCACGGUGACCUGGAGCUUCGUCAAAGGAGCAGCAAGUCCCUCCUAGCGAAUGUCCUGGACCUCGAGGACAACGCUCUGGCGUCCCACAAUAAUCUGUUGAACAACGUGUACAGUACCCCUGGCCCCCACCAUCACACGAUGGGCCACGGGCACAGUCACAUACACGCGACCCCCCAUCAUCAUCACAGCCACGCUGCAACGCCGCAUCAUCAACACUCAACGCCACUGGCACACUCCUCUUAUCCGGCAGCGAUUCAGAUUGGUCACACGCCGCAUCAUCAUCCGCAUCCGCCAGAGACGCCUGGCCCUCAGGUCGAAACGAUACUUCAAAACGCGUGUUUCUGCGCCCGAAACGAGCUCAUGAUGAUCCUCAAAGAGAUUAAGAUAAUCACGGAUCAGCUGAAAAGCGAGGAGUUGAACACGAAGGUGACGAACGACUGGAAGUUCGCGGCGAUGGUGAUCGACAGAAUGUGCCUAAUCAUUUUUACUCUGUUCACCAUCAUCGCAACCAUCACCGUCCUACUGUCGGCGCCACACAUCAUCGUCACGUGAUUCAGAUAUGCUCAGACAACCGGCUUGACCGAGUCGGUGGUCGACGACGAGGAUCGUGUGUUGCGCAUCGGUGCGGACGGCGAGGGACGCGAACAGGACAGAGACGAUUACGAUGACGAUUACGAUUACCACGACUGUAACCACGUAUGGAUCCAAGCUAGGGAAAUUCGAGCAACGUUCAUAACCUGGAUGUCUCUCCUACGCUUAGGCAUGCAGCUGAUCGGGGUUUCUCAAACCUCAGGAUCGUGUGUUACGCCUCGUUUCGGGUGAUCCGCACCGUGAUAGGAAGAAAACGAUGCGAGGACACUAGGCUCUUCGUAUUCUUUAUGAUAUACAUACUAUACAUACAUAUAUAUAUAUAUUAUAAAUAAUAUACAUAAAGAUAAGAGAUAUGUAUAUAUCUCGUCAUGUAGUUCAUUCGAAGAGGACGCCUUAGCGAGACACGUUGAAAAUGCGCCUACAUAACAGGCGCGUUAAAAGGAAACACUGACACAUACACGUACACGCAUACAUACACGCAUAUACGAACACGCAUGCAGGCCACGCCGAGGUAUCUGCAUCCCUGGCAUUCGUUGUGAUGAUAGGGGGUGGAAGGGGAUCGAAUUCCUCUCUCUCUCGGUUGACGCGAUUUUUCACUCGAAGAUAGCCAGCUGCCUGUUGGCGAAUGUAAAUUUCAUUUUCUAGCUUUUAUUGUGAUUUUAUUGUGAAUUUGUUAUCGAGUUGAUUCGAUGUUUGUUGUACGUGUAAUUUUUAAGCGUAGGACGAUAUCGAGGUUCUAAUAAUAAACGUCGAAAUUCUUUGUAAUUCGAAACUCUUGUUCAAUAGAAGGCAUUUUAUGAUAUUGAAUUUGUUUUUAUUAUAAUUUAUAUAGCGAUUUUAAUUGGUAUUGAUGUAAUGAAAGUGUUUGAAGAAGGAGAUUCCAAAUAUCAAAAUUGAUUAAGAUUUUACUUCUUGGUAAAAUAAAUAUAUUUCUUAAAGGAAAAGAGAAAAGAGAAAACCAUCGUUAAAUUUCGGAUUCGAUCCAUCAUUAUUUUUAUCUUAUUCUUGUUUUCCUUUAUGAAAUGCCAACAAGUUUAAUCAUCACUUCUUAACGAUAUAUAUAUAAAUCUAUAAUUGUUAUCAAUAUAACAAUUGAUAUUUCGAGAAGAAUAAGAUAUAAAUUACGAUUACGUUUAAUCAAUAUACUAUAAUAAAUUAAAUUUUUACAAAUCAAAUAUACUCGCCCUUGAAACUAACGUGUUGAAACCGUUUUUUAUUCGUUGAAAACUGCCCCCUAGAAUAGAAUACAACUAAAAAGCAAAGGAUCAUCUCGUCUUCGAAAUUCGUUUCAAUAAAC
Molecule: messenger RNA, 2824 nt
Organism: Apis laboriosa (Himalayan honeybee)
Lineage: Eukaryota; Metazoa; Arthropoda; Insecta; Hymenoptera; Apidae
Product: CHRNA7-FAM7A fusion protein-like
Exons: 10
Coding region: 13-1488 (491 amino acids)
Biological process (GO): signal transduction; chemical synaptic transmission; nervous system process
Cellular component (GO): neuron projection; synapse; postsynaptic membrane
Molecular function (GO): transmembrane signaling receptor activity; acetylcholine-gated monoatomic cation-selective channel activity
Source: RefSeq, a predicted model, not a curated record